UUUGUUUUUCUCUACUUCUCGUUUCAGUUGUUGAUUAGUUACUUAAGCAGCAGGCAAACUGCAUUGUUUGCUUGUUUCUGUAGUCUUCCUUGUUCCCCCACUUCCUCUUCCUGGGGAAUCGUCCACUGAACUGUGAACCUAGUCUUGCUGCUAGUGUUCUGUGCCUUUGCCCACAAACUCUGCUGUUGGCUGAGGUCUCGGUGGGUCUUUGUUCUCAACUCUUCUCUGACAAGGCUCGCUCUGUGCUACACUGUUCCUUUUCUUUGUUCAGUCUUGCACUUCUGCCACAGAACCACAAAUAUCUCCAGCUGGAAAUCAGACAGGAACAGAAAUGAGGAGCCCAGGAGCCCAAGACAAUGUUUCAGUUUCUCAGGGUAUGCGAGCGAUGUUUUACAUGGUGGAGCCCAGUGAAACUGCCUUCCAAACUGUUGAAGAGGUGCCUGAUUACGUAAAAAAGGCGACUCCGUUUUUCAUCUUCUUGAUUCUGCUUGAACUAGUCAUCAGCUGGAUUCUCAAAGGGAAACCAUCAGGUCGUUUGGAUGAUGCUCUCACAUCUAUAUCAGCUGGUGUUGUGUCUAGGCUUCCAAGUCUGUUCUUCAGGAGCCUUGAAGUGACCAGUUAUAUUUAUAUCUGGGAAAACUACAGACUUUUGGAAUUGCCUUGGGAUUCUGCAUGGACAUGGUAUUUAACUUUCUUAGGAGUUGACUUUGGCUACUACUGGUUCCACCGCAUGGCUCAUGAGAUUAAUAUUUUCUGGGCAGCACACCAAGCACACCACAGUUCUGAAGACUAUAACUUAUCCACAGCACUGAGACAGUCUGUCUUGCAGCAGUAUAGUUCCUGGGUUUUCUACUGUCCCCUGGCCCUUUUCAUACCCCCUUCAGUGUUUGCUGUUCAUAUUCAAUUCAAUCUCCUCUACCAAUUUUGGAUCCACACAGAGGUCAUCAGAACCCUUGGCCCUUUGGAACUGAUCCUUAAUACUCCUAGCCAUCAUAGAGUUCAUCAUGGUAGAAAUCGUUAUUGCAUUGAUAAAAACUAUGCUGGCACUCUUAUUAUUUGGGAUAGAAUUUUUGGGACAUUUGAAGCAGAGAAUGAGCAGGUCAUAUAUGGUCUAACCCAUCCCAUUGGUACAUUUGAGCCAUUCAACGUGCAGUUUCACCAUUUACUUUAUAUAUGGACUACAUUCUGGACCACACCUGGAUUCUGCCAUAAGUUUUCUGUCCUAUUUAAAGGACCAGGAUGGGGUCCAGGUAAACCAAGACUUGGCCUGAGUGAAGAAAUUCCAGAGGUUACAGGACAGGAAGUCCCCUUCUCAUCCUCAGCAUCCCAGCUCUUAAAGAUCUACACUGUCCUCCAGUUUGCAGUAAUGCUGGCAUUUUAUGAAGAGACCUUUGCAAAUACAGUGGUACUCUCCCAGGUCACUCUUCUUUUGAGAAUCUUCUUCUUUAUCCUGACCUUGACUUCCAUUGGUUUUCUUCUGGAUCAAAGAUCCAAGGCAGCUACUAUGGAAACUUUCCGGUGCCUGUUGUUCCUAACCCUGCACAGAUUUGGUCACUUAAAGCCUCUUAUUCCAUCUUUAUCAUUUGCAUUUGAGGGAAGGUACACAGAGGUCUGGAGCUCAGACCUGCCUCCUUGCUGAAGAUGAAGGCCAGAAGAGCCCCUAUCCAAGAAGCUCUGUUUCUUCUGCAGCCCACGGACUCUCCUGUAAGGACUGGUCUUUGAGAGACCCAGGAUACAAGAUGGCACUCUUACCUGACUCCUGGGGUCAGAGCCCUCCCUGGAGGCCAACUCUCCUCUGGAGGGGAAGGUUCCCAGAGGUCUGGGUCUCAGCUCUGUCUCCUGGCUGAGGAUGAAGUCCAGAACAAUGGACCUUGUCCAAGAAGCACUGUUGCUUCUGAGGCCCAAAUGCUCUCCUGGGUGAACUGGUCUCUGAGAGACCCAGGACACAAGAUGGCUCUCUCACCUUAGUCCUGUGGUCAGUGCCCUCUCUGGAGGCCGACUCUCCUUAGUGAUCUUAAGAUCCUGGGUGUGCUAAGGUGCCUGCGGGUUUGGAGAGUCCUCUGGGGACUGUGGGACUGUCCAUCGAAUUCGUGGCCAAGGUGAACCCCAAAUAAUUUUGUUUGUUUGUUUGUUUGUUUUUUGUUUUUUGAGACAGGGUUUCUCUGUAUAGCCCUGGCUGUCCUGGAACUCACUUUGUAGACCAGGCUGGCCUUGAACUCAGAAAUCUGCCUGCCUCUGCCUCCCAAGUGUUGGGAUUAAAGGCUUGUGCCACCACAGCCUGGCCCCUAAUAGAAUUUUUAAAAAAUACAAGUUUGUUUUUUUAUUUUGUUUUUGUUUUUGUUUUUGCAUUGGAACAACCCUAAUUUCUUUGGUUCAGUCAAGUCUUUUCUGCUGUUUGUCGAAUUUGUUGUUUUGUUUAUUUGUUUUUACCUUAGGUCUACAGAUGUUUGAUACUGUUGUUAAUAUUAGGGCAGGAGAUAACACCUACAGUGACUAAGCUCCAGAAUUACUGAGUCAAAUUGCCAAAGACAAAAAUAAAAAU
This is a messenger RNA of Mus caroli (Ryukyu mouse), 2542 nucleotides long. The record is from RefSeq and is a predicted model, not a curated record. NCBI's taxonomy places the organism in Eukaryota, Metazoa, Chordata, Mammalia, Rodentia, Muridae.